GUGUGUUGUAGUCGACUUGCAUUCGCAGUGGAGGUUGACCUGGACAUAAAGUAAGCUAUCGCCACAAUUAUCAGACGAACACUGAAGCAAAGUGCGCUUUGUUGACAGGCAAUCAUACUGUGUUUCUUGGCAGACGUAUCUUGAUCAUGUGACGAGGUGAAAAAAGAUCUAAUAAUAGAUUGCCCGGGACGACACUGACUAUAUUUUAUUGAAGUCAAACGAAUCACCUGUGACUCUCUAGCGGAAAAUGAAAAAGGUGUUUAUCACUGUGCUACUGCUACUGUGUGUGACGUCACAGGCGAAACCCCCAAAUAUUAUCUUCAUUGUAGCGGAUGACCUGGGCUGGGGUGACGUCAGCUUCCAUGGUUCUAAGAUCAGGACGCCGUUUUUGGACAAGCUUGCCUAUAAUGGCAUCCUCCUCAACAACUACUACGUGUCUCCGAUAUGUACCCCGACUAGAAGCGCCAUCAUGACCGGCAGACACCCCAUACACACAGGUCUACAACAUGGGGUGAUAGGCGGGUCUACUCCGUAUGGCCUGUCUCUGAACGAGACCAUCAUGCCGCAGUACCUCAAUGACCUGGGGUACGCUUCCCACAUCGUUGGUAAGUGGCACUUGGGCUUCUUCACCAAGAACCACGUUCCAACUAUGCGCGGGUUCGAAUCCCACUUCGGCUACUACACGGGGAAGGAAGACUAUUUCGACCACACAAGCAGUUCAAGGAACAUGUGGGGGCUGGACUUCCGCCGGAACCUGGACGUGGUGCGUAAUGAUGAUGAGGAAUAUUCGACAACACUAUUUGCGUCAGAGGCCAGUGACGUCAUAAAAGCUCAUAACAAGUCAAAGCCGCUGUUCCUGUAUCUGGCAUUUCAAGCAGUGCAUUCUGGGAAUCCCAGUGGCGAUCCCAUUCAAGCACCACAGAAAUAUGUUGACAGAUUCCCAGAUAUUAAGGAUACACAGAGGAAAAUAUUUGCUGGAGUGGUGUCGGCUCUGGAUGAAGCUGUUGCUAACGUGACGACAACGUUGCAGCAGACGGGGAUGCUGAACAACUCCAUCAUCGUCUUCACGACCGACAGGGGACCAACCAAUGGCUACGAUCACAAUGCGGCAUGCAACUGGCCUCUUAGGGGCUGCAAGAACACGAUGUGGGAAGGCGGGGUGCGGGGAAAUGGCUUCGUCUACAGCCCUCUUCUCUCUACAUCCGGGUACGUCCAGGAGAACAUGAUGCAUAUCACUGAUUGGCUGCCCACACUCUACCACGCGGCCGGAGGUGACGUCAGCAAGCUCAAGAACCAAGAUGGCUACAAUCUGUGGGAAAUGUUGUCGAACAAUGGCGCCGCUGUUAGGAACGAAAUAUUACAUAACAUUGAUCCCAUACAGAACUUUUCAUCUAUUAGAGUUGGGGAGUAUAAACUUGUUAUGGGAGACAUCUCAGAAGGUAAAGACGAUUCUUGGUACCCGCCACCUGAAGGAAAGGACACCGAGAUCAGACAUCCCUCUGGAAGUGAAUUCGUGAAAGUGUUCAAUACAAACGCGCAUCCAUUGAACGUCAAUUGCGGCAAAAAGCCCGUGGAUGCCGAGACUAACUGUCAACCGGAAGUGUCGCCAUGUUUGUUUCACAUUGCCAGCGACCCGUGCGAAUUCCACAAUAUAGCUUCCACAAACCAAGACCAGGUUCAGUCGUUACUGGCCAGACUUGAGGAGUACAGGAAAACCAUGGUCCCUCCCGCCAACAAGGACCCUGAUCCUAACGCCGACCCCCAACUUCACGGGGGUGCGUGGACAUGGUGGCUAUAAGACACACUAAUUGACACAAGUUACAGAUUCAAUCGUUUUAAAAACCUGUAAAAUGUGUGUAUGAAAAAGACACUGUUGAUGUUAUAUAUAUUUUAAUCGAACCCGUGAAGGGUCGAUUUUUUAUGAUUAUAUUUAGUUUUGAUAUAUCUUAUGUAAAUAAUGAUAUUUUGUGCGUAACUGGAAAAUUAAAAAUAUAUCAGAUUCUCAUGACGUUUGGCGUACAAAGUAGUAUGAAAUAUCCAAGGGCAGUUUGUGCAUGCUUUAACAAUGUGUUAAUGACAGGUUGUUUUACUGACGAAAUAAAAUGUCUGAUAUUGA
Molecule: messenger RNA, 2116 nt
Organism: Haliotis rubra (blacklip abalone)
Lineage: Eukaryota; Metazoa; Mollusca; Gastropoda; Lepetellida; Haliotidae
Product: arylsulfatase B-like
Source: RefSeq, a predicted model, not a curated record